AUGAACCAGCAUCGCUUGGUCUCUGCCCUCCGUGAGCUCCUGCCCUUGAGUGACGGUGAGCUAGAGCAAAUUAUAUUACAUGCUAGCGAACUCGAUGAUGCAGAAGCAACUCAGCAUUUUGGAAGCUUGCUUGGAGAUUCUCCAAAAUCUCUCGAGUUUAUCUCGUACUUCCUUGACGCACGAAAAACUCUAUCUGUUCGUCAGGAUAUCGAUGCGGGAGACUCAUCUUCAUUUUUAGCGACCGAUUCAGCACACAUGAAUGAAGAGACUGGAGUGAACGGGUCGCAAUUAACUACCAGUGGUUUAGAUUCAAAAUUGGUUGACCAGAAAUCUGCGAGUCAACCACCGCCAUAUGCCGCGAGUCCAGGGUCUCAAACCCAAGAGCAUCGCAUUUACAACAGCGAAAUCGAGCCCGAGCAUGACACGGGUUACCCUUGCGAUUGCUCUAUUCAUCGAUAUAAAUUGAAGAAAUGGGUGAGACUCGGCAUACAGGAAAGGUGGGCAAAGGCCGUUAUGUAUCCAGGAGAGAGAUUCUAUAGUGACUGCGUGACCGGUCUGCUGUUUGGCAUAAAUCAGUAUCAGCUAACGGUUGUGUCUCCGUAUGGUAAUCAAUCAACAGUCUACUACUCACGAGGACCUCAAGCAAGCUAUCAUGCCCGUUUCGUUCGUAAAACAAAUGAAUUGAACCGCAGGUUGAAUAGAGAAGCCCAAGCCAAGGUCGAUGCUUUGGAGCCCAAACAAUGCUUAUGGGACCAACCGGAACUUCUAUCUUCAAUGUCAAGAGUUACUCUUGGUGAACAUAAACCCGCAGGGGAUGACAAAUCUAUAGGAGAGCAAGACGCAGAAGACUCAGUGAAUGGGGACAAUCUUCAUGCUAGUGCAAAGCUGAAGGCAAAGUCUAAGCUGUCAAGCUUUAGGAAAGCCAUUGGUGUCAGAUCUACAGAAGAAAGAAAGAACGAAAGAUCAAGCAUUCUACGUGUUGAGAUUCUCAAGGAAGAGCUUGGCCGGUGGCCAGAUAAUCAAUGGCGGCAACUCGUGGCUGAAUAUCAAGAAAGAAUCGGUAUCUUGAAGAAGGUUACUGAACUGCGCAAUCAAUGUCCUCUUCAGUACUUGCACCUACUCAAGGCUGGUUACUUCGAGCCCAUUCCUGUGGAAUGGGCAGUCCAUCCUUCGAAUCCUCUCAAGUUUAAGAUAGAAGCCGCGGCUGGAUGGAGGGGUAUCACUCCGGCAUGGAGAGGAUUUGAGGACUUGGCAGAAGAACGACUGUAUUGGGUAUUGAAUCAUCGUGAGGGUUCUACUGGAACUAGGAUGAAACCAGAUUUCAUAUCUACAAUGAAUAUGGCAAGAGAGCGAAUGGCUAAAGCAGAAGAACCACCCCCGGUGUACUCCUCUGCUGACGACACUUGCAACCUUCAGCAUACAUCAGCGGGAUACUCUAAACAAGUUUUACCAGCCCCAUUUGAACCACACGAUCGCCCUGAGUUGCCCACGGAUGACACCAUGAUUCUUCUUGACGUUUCUGGUUCAAUGAGUUUUGAGCCUGUUCGUCCAAUCUAUGAUCAAUACCUUAUCACUCAAUACGUACGAUCUUCUCAGCCCAAGAACAAAGAUGUCGCGAAAUCAAUUAUCCGCCGAUUCACAGAGGCAUUAUCACAUGGUGAUCAGCACCACGUGGAUGGGUAUGAUCUCGUCACCUUCGCUAGUGAAGCGGAAUACAUGGGAACUAUCAACCAGCGAAACUUUGAUGAAGUGUGGAAUAACAUAACUUUCGGUGGAACAACACGUGUCAUGGCUGGAUGGCAGCAAGUUAAAGAACUGCACUUUCAAAAACACUCUCAAUCGGCCUAUCGCCAUCCCGUCUACGGAUGGCAAGCCGGUCCCGAAACGCCCAUGCUUAGAUUACUGUUGCUGUUAGAUGGCGAAGCCGUAGACAUGGACGAGUUUGAACUGGAUUUGCUGAGCCUCAAUUGGGCGCAUGUAACAAUCUUCUUGAUUGGAGUUGAUGGGUGCCCUCAUCAUCAUCGACAUGCCAAUGAACUUCAGCGGAUCAGCGAUGUCAACCGGCAUGUCUCAUUUAUUGAUGCACAGGGCAAUAUUCCUGAGAGAUAUGUGACACACGAAUUGCUCAAGCGACAUCUAGGAUACGACUUGUCAAUGGACGAUUUUAGACGGAUGGAAGGAUUACCGACUUACUCGGAAAUCUAG
Talaromyces amestolkiae is the source of this 2205-nucleotide messenger RNA. RefSeq lists its product as uncharacterized. The transcript is spliced from 4 exons. The record is from RefSeq and is a predicted model, not a curated record. The coding region runs from base 1 to 2205 and encodes 734 amino acids. NCBI's taxonomy places the organism in Eukaryota, Fungi, Ascomycota, Eurotiomycetes, Eurotiales, Trichocomaceae.